Asterias rubens (European starfish) is the source of this 3698-nucleotide messenger RNA. RefSeq names its product sodium- and chloride-dependent glycine transporter 1-like. Gene Ontology annotation, biological process: sodium ion transmembrane transport. Gene Ontology annotation, cellular component: membrane. The record is from RefSeq and is a predicted model, not a curated record. The transcript is spliced from 15 exons. Lineage: Eukaryota; Metazoa; Echinodermata; Asteroidea; Forcipulatida; Asteriidae. The coding region runs from base 439 to 2475 and encodes 678 amino acids.
UUCUAAAGCCUUCGCUAUAAUAUGAACUGGGUUGAAUUCAUCCACGCCUGGAUGAACGCGAAGCCGACUGCAACCCAGACGUGAACGUUCUAUUCCCCUUCCUCGUGUUUUAUAACCCGCAUUGGACACAGUUAAAUCUUAUCAUAAAACUGAUGUUCAGUUUGUAUAAUAAUUAUACUCAUGGAGGAAAUUCCUCCGUAGUAUACCCACUGGUCACAGCGUCUUGCACAGCACAUCAUCCCAGUUUAGCUCUUACCAGCUGUAAAGGGAUUACUCUAUAUCAAGUAUCCAAGUAUCAAGUAUUGGUCCGGAGAUAUACUUUUUGAUUUCGGUUGGUGGGGUGGAUCGGCACGCCACUGUACUAGUGUGGAAGGGUUCUACAUCAGCUGUUCUCCAUUGAGUGUUGUUAUUCAAAUUCAACCACCUUAAAGCAGCAGUAUGGCGGAAAACGGUGACGUCAAAUCAAACGGUGACGUUAAAGGAAAUGGCUACACUAAAAAGCCAUUUACGAUCAACGGCCACAAGGUAAAGUUUCCCAAGUUACCAAGAGGACUGAUGAAGUCAUCAUCAACUACAAGCUCCAAUCAGGAGUUAGCCGAAGCAGUCUAUGAUGAAGAUGUUGAAGAAGGAGAACCAAGAGGCAACUGGGGUAAUAAGAUGGACUUCAUGUUAUCAUCAAUUGGGUACGCAGUUGGGCUGGGGAACGUGUGGCGUUUCCCUUAUCUCUGCUACAGCAAUGGAGGAGGUGCUUUCCUGAUUCCAUACGUCAUCAUGUUGCUUAUUGCUGGUCUGCCAAUAUUCGUGAUCGAGAUGGGGUUUGGACAGUUUGCUAGUCGAGGCUGCGUUUCUGUCUGGUCCAUGUCGCCACUCUUUAAAGGCUUGGGAUAUGCCAUGUGUAUACUGUCCGGUUUGGUUGCUAUCUACUACAAUGUCGUCAUCACCUACACGGUGUUCUACUUCUUUGCUUCAUUCACGUCCGAGUUGCCGUGGAGUGACUGCAGUCAAGCUUGGAACACUGUAAACUGCGUGGUCAGAAAAGCAAAUGGGACUAACUCGACCUUUUUGACAGAAUAUCUCAACACGUCGACCAGACCGUCACUGGAGUACUGGGAUCGGCAUGUACUUGGUCGAUCGUCUGGUCUGGAAGACUUGGGUCCCAUACGCUGGCAGCUUGCUCUGUGUCUCCUCUUUGCGUGGACUGUUGUCUUCCUUUGCAUCGUGCGUGGUGUCCAGUCUUCUGGAAAGGUGGUAUAUUUCACGGCUACUUUUCCGUAUGUUGUCCUCUUCAUCUUACUUAUACGAGGGGCUACACUUCCAGGAUCAGCACAAGGGGUCCUCUUUUACAUCAGACCCGAGUUCAGCAGACUCCUUGACGCAAAGGUCUGGAAAGAUGCUGCUGUGCAGAUCUUUUACUCUCUCGGUUCAGCUUGGGGUGGUCUUCAUACCCUGGCCAGCUAUAAUAAAUUCAAUAACAACUUCAAAAGGGAUGGUAUGAUCAUUGCAUUCACCAACUGUUGCACCAGUGUGUUUGCCGGAUUCGUCAUCUUCUCUGUUAUUGGUUUCAUGGCUUACGAUUCAGGACUGUCCAUCGAAAGGGUUGCUGAUACAGGUCCAGGGCUUGCUUUCGUUGCUUACCCGGAGGCCUUAGCUCGGAUGCCCGUCGCUCCUUUAUGGUCCAUCUUGUUCUUCUUCAUGCUGUUCACUCUUGGCCUUGACAGUGAGUUCGUCACCAUGGAAACCCUUAUCACGGCACUAAUUGAUGAACUGAGCGACUUCGAGUAUUUUAAGAACAUCCGUAAACGCAAAGCGUUGGUGACUUUCCUCGUGUGUUUCUCGUUCUUUCUUCUGGGUCUACCCAUGACUACAAAUGGUGGUAUCUACAUCUUGACGUUGAUGGAUAAUUACUCUGCGGGGUUCUCCCUUCUACUUGUCGCACUGACAGAGUGCAUAGCAAUCUCCUACGUUUAUGGUAUAAACAGGUUCAUUGAUGACAUGGAAGUGAUGGUCCCGUCUGGAAUGGGGAUCUAUUGGAAGAUUUGUCUUUCCUUCCUCUCUCCUCUUGUACUGCUGUUCAUCUUCAUCUUCUUUUGCAUAACUUACACCAAGCUAGAGUAUAAUGAGUAUACAUACACUGGUUUAGGUGAAGCACUUGGUUGGUUGAUGGUUCUAUUCGCAGUUCUAGCGGUACCAGCCUACGCUGUCUUUUUCGUCAUCACCAAAGCGGAAGGGGAUACUUUAUGGGAGCGUGUGAAGUUUUCAGCUCGACCAAGUCCCGAAUGGGGACCCGCUGCAAAUAGGCAUCGUAAGUUAGCUGGUUACCCACCCCUAGGUGAAAGUAAUCAAUCAGGAGUCGUGCACCAGGUACCAGGUAACUUCUCACCAAGUUCCUUCACACCUCACCAGCCGCCACCGUCCUACGCUUAUACCUUCCCAAAUAUACAAGACGGAUUUGUAUACCACGAAACGUCAAUUUAAAGUGUUUUUUUUUUUUUUAAACAGUACAAAUUUUGAGCUACUAUGGGAAUAAUCAUCUUGGUAAGGGAUACGAAGUGUGACUGUCAAUGGUUUGUUUGCCAAAUAUAGUAUUAUUUUUGGAAACAGUAUGUUUUAGGUUUUGGUUUGUUGGUUGUUUUUCUUUUUUUCUUUGUUAUUCAAAGGUAUACAUUUAGAGUUAAUAUUGGUAUACUAAUCUUGGUAAGGGUUAGGAACUGUGACUGUCAAUGAUUUUGUUUUGCCAAUUAUAUUUAUAUAUUAUAAUGUACCCAGUCAGUUUCCCUUGUGGUUUAUUAUUAUUGUUUUUUUUUUUUGGGGGGGGGGGUAUUCAUCAUUAUAAAUUUGGUAUAAUAUUCUUGGUCAUAGUACCAGGCUACUCUGCUUGUUCACAUCAAACACUCUUGCAUUGCUGAGUUGUAACUCGUAGAACAAGAAGCUAUUCCAACAGUUGUAUUCCAAGUACUGCAUCUCUUUGGAACUCCUUGCCUGGUGCAUGUUUCCUCCAUCCUACAAUCUAGGCUGUUUUAAGAAGGAUAUCAAUUCCUACCUUCAACUCGAGUUAAAAUAGUUCAGGGGAGUUAACUCCCCUGAAUUACUUUUGUCUCAAUUGUUUUCUUACUGUAUCCCUUUCCCUUUAUACAUGUUCAAAGAGCGGUCAUUGAGCCUUGUUUGUGGCAAACUGCAUUAAAACUGCAUGACUGUCAUGUUUGUAAAAUAUCAAACAUUAUGCUGUAUAUCUCGUAGAAAAACGACAAUUUUUUUAUACGCACAUGAUAUCGGUCACCAACGCAAACAACUUUUUUUUUUUUUUUAAGAUUUUAAUAAAUUAUUGCUGCUGAUGUACCUCUAUAGAAACUGCUUACUGGACAAAGUGUAUUCCUCUAAAUAAUGUAUAAACUCAAGACUUUUGUGGACUGUGUUUUUCUAUGUUCUUUUGUAAAGAAUCCUGGCUCAAAACGUAGGCCUAAUGACUAUAUUUAAAACCUAUAACAAUAUAUUUUUGAUACUAUUUUUAAUUGUAUUUUACAUUUAUGAAUGUAAUCUUAUUCAAUUAGAGGUAAUUUCAAGAUCAGUUUGUUUGCUCUAUUAAAUAUUUUACACUUGUAUUAAAUUGCUGUUUUUUAUGAAUGUAAUUAUUAAAUAUGAAAGUAAUUUCAAGUUUAGUUUGUUUUCUUAAUUAAAUAUUUUACUUUUUUUAUAUUUGA